AUGCCCAGCAUCACGUCAAAGUUACCUUUGUUUCCCUUGAAUACAAAGUCAUGGUCACAUAUCAAAUCGCUACCGCUCGCCGAUCCACAAUUCGCGACGCCGGGACAGAUUGAUUUGUUGUUGGCCGGUGACGUUUACGGUUUAAUCAUUCAAAGUGGUCUAUGCAAAGGACAACCAGGUGAGCCAAUUGCUCAAAACACUUCGCUCGGCUGGAUUUUAAGCGGAGAAGUUGCUCUUCAAAAUCAUGUCAACGCUUUUCCCGUUCAGAAUUUCCACGUAUCCAAAGUUGAAAUCGGCGAGUAUAUAAAAAAAUUCUACGAAAUUGAAGAAGUAACUGCAACUCGUGAAUUGUCCAAGGAGGAGAAAUGGACCGUCGAGCAUUACAAUCGCACGUAUCAACGUCAAGCUAAUGGCAAGUUCAUGGUUCGUUUGCCUUUCAAAUUUCUAUUCGAUCCUACCAUUCAAUUGGGCUCGUCAUUUUCAAUGGCACUCAAACGAUUUCAAUGGCUAAAGCGUCGUUUUCAUCGCGAUAGUAAAUUUCAUGAGGCAUACGUGCAAACAUUCAACGAAUACAAGCAACUUAAUCAGGUCAAGUUAGUCGAAUCAAUCAACGACGAUCUUCAAAAUCCGGCUUCAAUUAAGCAUUUUUAUUUACCUCAUCACGCCGUAAUAAAGGAGAGUAGUCUCACAACGAAAUUACGUCAAGUUUUCGAUGGUUCAGCAAAAUCAUCAAAUGGCAAUUCGCUAAACGAUAUCCUCACCACCGGCCCGUCGUUACAAAGUGAUAUCGUUUCAAUCAUUCUCAAUUGGCGUGCCCAUAAAUUUGUUUUCAUCGCCGACAUUGAAAAAAUGUACCGUUGCAUCGAUGUACAUCCCGAUGAUACCGAUUAUCAACGACUCAUUUGGGAGGAAGGCUCUCAACUACAAACAUAUUCACUGCAAACCGUCACCUUCGGCAUCAAGCCAUCAGCAUUCCUUGCUCAACAAACACUUCAUACGUUAGCCGAUCUCGAAAUUGAUACGUAUCCGCUCGCUCAUACGGCAAUAAAGAAAGAAACAUACGUCGAUGACGUCACGUCUGGCAGUGAUACGAUUGAACACGCGAUCGUGUUAACAAAUCAAUUGAUUCAAAUGCUACGCGGCGCUGGUUUCGAAUUACGAAAAUGGGCUAGCAAUUCCACGGAAAUUUUACGAAACAUUCCACAAGAAUAUCAUGAACAAAACACAACUUGUUUACUCAACGCAGUUGAUAAUGUCAAAGCCCUCGGUUUGUGUUGGUCAACAACAAAGGAUUGUUUCUACUUUAACGUGAAUUUUUCGGUUUGUCAGUCAACGCGCACCAAACGAACGGUUUUAUCAAUCAUAGCCCGCCUAUUCGAUCCACUCGGCUGGUUAAAUCCGUUUGUCACGAAAGCAAAAUUGUUUCUCAACAAGCUGUGGGAGGCUAAUCUGGAAUGGGAUACGGCAUUACCACCGAACUUUGAAAUCGAAUGGAGCGAUAUCUUGCAGCAAUUUCAAUUCAUCAAUCAAUUAACGAUCCCGCGUUGGAUUUGUACCACCAGUGAAAGCAAGCGCAACGAAUUGCAUGUUUUUUGUGACAGCUCAAACAAAGCACACACUACCGCUAUUCAUUUACGAACGAUCAACUCAUCGAAUGUAAUUCACGUAAGUUUACUCAUUGCAAAAAGUAAAGUAAACCCCGUUCGCAAACCUCUAUCAACUCCAAGAGGUGAAUUAUGUGGCGCCGUUCUAGCGGUUAAAGCGUUGGAAUAUGUCAAAGAAAAUUUUCGACUCAAAAUAGAUCAAACAUUUUUAUGGACCGAUUCGUCAGUCGUAUUGUCAUGGAUUCGAGGCGAUCCUAAUCGCUGGGCAGUUUUUGUUUCGAAUCGCAUCCACCGCAUACUCACAUCGACUGAUAUCAAAGAUUGGAGACACGUAGUUUCAAAUGACAAUGUCGCUGAUUUGAAUAGUCGUGGCUUAACUGUCACACAGCUUCGUGAUUCAACGCUGUGGUGGAAUGGUCCUGCCUGGCUAUCAUUGCCAGCAAAUGAAUGGCCGAAUUCUCCACUCAACAUCAUCAACGAUGAUCCAGUAGAACUUCGUUCGAAAUUCAAAUCAAUAAACGUAACAACCAACGAAAUAUCGCGACUUGAUUCCAUUUUGUUUCGAUUUUCAAAUUUCAAUCGUCUUCGUUACAGCAUAGCUUAUCUCCUCAGGUACGUGCAAAAAUUGCGAAAUGUCAUCGAACUCAAAAAACAAGGCAGUCAACCGCACUUCAUAACAUCAUCACUCUCAAUCAAGGACAAAAUCAAUAACAUUCCACAUCCAACAGUUGAAGAGCUAGAAAGAGCUGAAAUUGCAAUCAUUCGCUGGGUGCAGCACGAGCAUUUUGGUGCUGAGCUCAACACACUAACCAAUAAUGAACCAAUUUCGCGAAAAAACAAACUUUUCCGUCUCGCACCGUUCAUCGACAGCAGUGGUAUGCUACGAGUAGGUGGCCGUCUCACCAACGCACUCAUUCCGUACAGCGAAAAGUUUCCACUCAUUUUGCCUUCAAAGCAUCGCAUUGCUUCAUUAAUCGUUGAUUUUCAUCACAAGCAAACACUUCAUGGUGGCUCGUUAGUCACCUCAAAUCAAAUUCGCCAAAAAUUUUGGAUCUUGGAUCUGCGCAAUUUUGCUCGUCAUCUCAUUCAAAAAUGCGUUAUUUGUUUUAAAAAUAAACCAGUUUUAUCUCGUCAACUCAUGGGCUCAUUGCCAUCGCAUCGUGUGAACGAUCAAUCAAGACCGUUCUCAGCUACGAUCAUUGAUUACGCCGGUCCUUACGAUAUUCGUACAUCAAGGGGCAGAGGUCAAAAAUCAUAUAAGGGCUAUGUUGCAGUUUUCACUUGCAUGGCGACCAAGGCAGUUCAUUUAGAACUCGCCGGUGAUUUAUCGACACAAACGUUUCUUCACGCGUUCGAUCGAUUCAUUGCACGACGUGGAUUGUGCCAUGACGUUUUCAGUGAUUGCGGCACAAAUUUUGUUGGCGCUGAUAAUGAUAUGAAACGCUCUCAAGCGGAUUUUGAAAUGCUCAUGUCCAAAGAAGUUUUGCCUCAUCUGAAUAAUCGUGGCAUCAAAUGGCAUUUCAGUUUGGCCGAAGCCGCAGUAAAGUCAAUGAAAUUUCAUUUUUGUCGGAUCAUUGGCCAAGCUAAACUCACCUUCGAGGAAUUCUCUACAGUCUUAGCACGUAUUGAGGCUGUGCUAAAUUCGCGCCCCAUUUCACCGAUAAGCAACGAUCCUAAUGAUCUCAAUGCUUUGACCCCAGGUCAUUUUCUCAUUGGGGGCGCUUUAUUGGCGCGACCACAACCACCGACAUCGUGUAAUCCAGUCAAACGCUAUCAAAUGAUGGAAACAAUGGUACAACAUUUUUGGCAACGUUUCCGCAACGAUAUUUUAUCUACAAUGCAAGUACGCACAAAGUGGCAAGAUCAACAACCGAAUUUAAACAUCGACGAUUUAGUUCUCAUCAAGGAUGAUCGAUUCCCAGUCAAUCAAUGGCCAAUGGGUCGUAUCAUCGGAAUUCAUCCUGGGGCGGACAAAUUAGUUCGCGCCGUCUCAAUUCGAACUCCGCACGGCAUGCUCAAAAGACCGAUCACAAAGUUGUGUAUUAUUCCGACACAACACGAUAUUUAG
Messenger RNA from Sitodiplosis mosellana (orange wheat blossom midge), 3672 nucleotides. RefSeq lists its product as uncharacterized. The transcript has a single exon. Gene Ontology annotation, molecular function: nucleic acid binding. Gene Ontology annotation, biological process: DNA integration. Bases 1 to 3672 code for a protein of 1223 amino acids. The record is from RefSeq and is a predicted model, not a curated record. NCBI's taxonomy places the organism in Eukaryota, Metazoa, Arthropoda, Insecta, Diptera, Cecidomyiidae.